Molecule: messenger RNA, 5131 nt
Organism: Acipenser ruthenus (sterlet)
Lineage: Eukaryota; Metazoa; Chordata; Actinopteri; Acipenseriformes; Acipenseridae
Product: focal adhesion kinase 1-like
Exons: 34
Coding region: 541-3900 (1119 amino acids)
Biological process (GO): protein phosphorylation; signal complex assembly
Cellular component (GO): focal adhesion; cytoskeleton
Molecular function (GO): protein tyrosine kinase activity; ATP binding
Source: RefSeq, a predicted model, not a curated record
GAUACAAAAUAAGGAAACCAAAGGACGUCUCUUGAGCCAAGAGAGGAAUCUAUAUUUGAAGGGCUUUAUUAUUAUUUAUUUAUUAUUAUUAUUAUUAUUGUUGUUUUUGUUAUUAUUAUUAUUGUCACAGCUUGCUCGCAGACGUUGUGCCGUUUUGGUUUUCAAGGGAAUACAAACAGUGGAGAUUUAUAUUAAAGCUGCCGUGGAUUCUUCAGAAAGGACAUAUGUAACUGAAGAAGAGCCCUUUCUUCAUGAAAUAAAGGAAAUACAAAUGUGAAUGGUCCUGGUGCUCAGGCUCUGCCCAGCUUGAUGACUUGGAAGCAGUGAAGCUUUCGACUGCUGUAACCUGCCCCCCUUUCAACACCCUCUGUCUCAUUGUCUCUCACACACUUGCCCCCCACCAGCCCCCCUGCCUGCCGGAGUGCACGUUGGAGACAGCGGGGGUGGGGGGACAGUACAUGCAGGGGAACCAGCCUGGCCUCUAUGCGCUUGGACCUGGCUGGCCACCAGGACCCGGAUUGAGAAGCAGGUGCCGUCUGCAUGGAGAGAAGUGGCUGCAGCCCAUUCCCUAUGUGCUGGGCUCGAGAAUAUGACAGAUACUUAGCACCCAGCAAAGGCAUGGCAGCUGCUUACCUCGACCCGAACCUGAACCAACUGGGCUCGGGAGCCAAGUCCCGUUUGAGCAUGGGGAUGGAGCGCUCCGCAGGGGCCCUGGACCGGGUCCUCAAGGUGUUCCACUACUUCGAGAGCAGCAACGAGCCCUGCAACUGGGCCAGCAACAUUCGCCAUGGGGACGCCACUGACGUCAGGGGCGUAAUACAGAAGAUAGUGGACAUCCAUAAGGUGAAGUGUGUGUCUUGUUAUGGCUUGCGUCUUAGCCACCUGCAGUCCGAGGAGAUUCACUGGCUUCAUCCAGACAUGGGUGUGUCUCACGUGAGGGAGACGUAUGAGCUGAACCAUCCCCAGGAUGAGUGGAGGUAUGAGCUGCGGAUUCGUUAUUUACCAAAAGGGUUUUUAAAUCAAUUCACUGAAGACAAGCCAACGCUGAACUACUUCUACCAGCAGGUCAAAAAUGAUUACAUGUUGGAAAUAGCAGAUCAAGUAGACCAGGAAGUAGCUUUGAAGUUGGGCUGCCUUGAAAUCAGGAGGUUCUUCAGGGAGAUGAGGGGGAAUGCUCUGGAUAAGAAAUCGAACUACGAACUAUUAGAGAAAGACGUUGGCUUGAGAAGAUUCUUCCCCAAAAGUUUACUGGACUCUGUCAAGGCUAAAACGCUACGGAAAUUAAUCCAGCAGACCUUCAGGCAGUUUGCCAACCUCAAUGAUGAGCAGAGCAUUCUCAAAUUCUUUGAGAUUCUGUCACCGGUGUACAGAUUUGACAAGGAGUGUUUUAAAUGUGCUCUUGGGUCGAACUGGAUUAUCUCAGUGGAGCUGGCGAUUGGACCAGAAGAAGGAAUCAGCUACCUCACAGACAAGGGCUCCACGCCGACCCACCUGGCUAACUUUAACCAAGUGCAGACUAUCCAGUAUUCAAACUGCGAUGACAAGGAUCGGAAAGGAAUGCUGCAGCUCAAGGUAGCAGGAGCCCCUGAACCUCUAACAGUGACAACGCCGUCGUUGAACAUCGCAGAAAACAUGGCUGACCUGAUAGAUGGCUACUGCCGGCUGGUGAAUGGAGCCUCCCAGUCCUUCAUUCUCCGACCACAGAAAGAGGGAGAGAGAGCUUUGCCAUCGAUCCCAAAGCUCGGCAACAACGAGAAGCAGGGGGUUCGGACGCAUACUGUCUCUGUCUCAGGAGUGAAUCACAGUCAACCUAGAGUUCAGAAAGCCAGGCGCUUUCUCCUUCCUUUCUUCUUCUGUUCUCAUCAGUCUCCACCCAAGGAUGAAAUUAGUGGGGACGAGACGGACGACUAUGCAGAAAUUGUAGACGAAGAGGACACAUACACCAUGCCCUCGAAAAGCUGUGGAUUAGAAGAAGCCAGGGACUAUGAGAUCCAGAGAGAGAGAAUGGAGCUGGGCCGGUGUAUUGGAGAGGGACAGUUUGGGGAUGUGCACCAAGGCGUCUAUAUGAGUUCAGAAGACACUUCUAUGUCAGUGGCUAUUAAAACAUGCAAAAACUGCACGUCUGAUAGUGUAAGGGAGAAGUUCCUUCAGGAAGCCUUGACUAUGCGACAGUUUGAUCAUCCCCACAUAGUCAAGCUAAUUGGAGUGAUAACCGAGAACCCAGUCUGGAUCAUCAUGGAGCUCUGUACACUUGGGGAGCUGCGGUCAUUUUUGCAAGUAAGAAAAUACAACCUGGACUUGGCCUCCCUGAUUCUCUUUGCCUAUCAGCUCAGCACAGCACUCGCUUACCUAGAAAGCAAACGAUUUGUACACAGGGAUAUUGCUGCUAGAAAUGUCCUAGUGUCUUCCACAGACUGUGUGAAGCUCGGAGACUUCGGGCUCUCCAGGUAUAUGGAAGACAGCUCCUAUUACAAAGCUUCCAAAGGGAAACUGCCUAUCAAGUGGAUGGCUCCAGAAUCGAUUAACUUUAGACGCUUUACCUCAGCUAGUGACGUGUGGAUGUUUGGAGUGUGCAUGUGGGAGAUCCUGAUGUAUGGAGUGAAACCCUUCCAGGGUGUGAAAAACAACGACGUGAUCGGAAGGAUUGAGAACGGAGAGCGCCUGGCCAUGCCCCACAACUGCCCCCCCACCCUCUACAGCCUCAUGACCAAGUGCUGGGCCUACGACCCCAGCAAGAGGCCCCGCUUCACUGAACUCAAAGUGCAGCUCAAUACAAUACUGGAAGAAGAGAAGGCGCAGCAGGAGGAGAGGAUUCGCAUGGAGAUGAGGCGGCAGGUCACAGUCUCGUGGGACUCGGGAGGGCCUGACGAAGCUCCCCCUAAACCCAGCAGGCCAGGCUACCCCAGCCCAAGAUCGAGCGAAGGAUUUUACCCCAGCCCUCAGCAUGUGGGGCAGCACAAUCACUACCAGGUUUCUGGAUACUCUGGCUCUCAUGGGAUGUCUCCGAUGCCUGGAAGUGUCUAUCCACCCCAGGCCUCUGUGCUGGAUCCACAUGACUCCUGGAACCACCAUAGGCCACAGGACAUACCCAUGUGGUCUCCCAACAUGGAGGACUCCGGGCCCCUGGAUCUGCGGGGGGUGGGACAGGGGCUCCCCACUCACCUCAUGGAGGAGAGGCUGAUGAUGCAGCAGCAGCAGAUGGAGGAGGACCAGCGCUGGCUUGAGCAGGAGGAGAGGUUUUUGAAGCCAGACCCCAGAAAUUCCAGGGGCAGCAUUGACCGGGAGGAUGGAGGUCUCCAGGGACCGACUUGCAACCAGCACAUAUACCAACCUAUAGGCAAACCAGAACAUGUUGCUCCACCGAAGAAGCCCCCUCGACCCGGAGCUCCCAGCCAUUUAGGAAGCCUUGCCAGCCUGAACCCAGUGGACUGCUACAAUGAAGGAGUGAAGAUUCAGCCCCAGGAAAUCAGCCCCCCCCCUACGGCUAACCUGGACCGCUCCAAUGACAAGGUGUAUGAGAAUGUGACCGGGCUGGUGAAAGCUGUGAUCGAGAUGUCCAGUAAAAUCCAGCCUGCUCCCCCGGAGGAGUAUGUGCCCAUGGUGAAGGAGGUUGGACUGGCACUACGGACGCUCCUGGCAACGGUGGAUGAAACCAUUCCUGUACUGCCAGCCAGCACACACAGAGAGAUUGAGAUGGCCCAGAAGCUCCUGAACUCGGACCUGGCUGAGCUGAUCAACAAGAUGAAGCUGGCCCAGCAGUAUGUGAUGACCAGCCUGCAGCAGGAGUACAAGAAGCAGAUGCUGACCGCGGCCCACGCGCUGGCCGUCGACGCCAAGAACCUGCUGGACGUCAUCGACCAGGCCCGGCUCAAGAUGAUUGGCCAAGCCUGGCCGCACUAGCCUGGGCCGUGUGUGUGAGAGUGUAUGUAUGUGUGUGUGUGUGUGUGUGUGGGGUGAGCAGGAAUCUGUGGAGGUUGGUUGGGUGCCAAGAUUCACCCGGCAGGGGGAGGGAUGAGACAAGGGUGUGUGGGUGUGUGUGGGUGUGUAUAUGUAUAUAUGUGAGUGAGUGAGAGUGUGUGUGUGUGUGUGUGUGUGUGUGUGUGUGGGUAUGUGGGGUGAGCAGGGAUCUGUAGACGAUGGUUGGGUGCCGAGAUUCACCUGGCAGGGGGAGGGAUGAGACAGGUGUUCCUAAGGGAUAGUUAGCUUUCUUCCAGUGCUGAACUUUGAGAUGGGAUUGAAGCCUGCCUGAUCCCACUCCUCCCAUCCAGGAAAUUUCAGAUCUGACGGAUUGCUAUCGAGUUCCCGGGACCUUUCAAAAUCAUUAACAAAUGUUUUUGUUUUUGGCUGAACCUGUUGUGUGUGGCAAUUUGGUACAUUUUGUACUGAGAGACAAUACACUCGUCUUUGACUCGGUUGUGUGGCUUGUUCCUCCCCUCAAGGCGUUCACAUCUGGAGAAGGCCACUGGAGCUAACGACAGAACUGUUAUUGGGAUGUUGGGAUUUUCAGAAACCUCAAGGUUGAGAAUUCCAGUUCCAUAAACACAAAUAACAAAGGGACUUCUUGUUUUAUUCUGUCGAUGGUAACACACUGUCACAAUAUCGAAUCCAGACUGAACAGAGAAUCCUAAAUCUGUAUGUUAGAAGGAUGGACUUGUUUUAUACCCCCUGGUCUUCACAUGCAGUGGAUGAAAUAAACUGGGAGAGUGGAAGCGCAAGGACUGUCCUUUGUCUUUUUGACAUGGAAUCAUGCGACAAACAUCAUAUUUUUGAAGCAGCUGUUUUGCUUUUUAAGGAGAAUGGAAUGCUGUGUGUUAAACAAAACUUCCCUACCAUUGGAGGUGUCCCCUAUUCUUUUUAUAUAUAUAUAUAUAUAUAUAUAUAUUAUUUAAAAAGACUAAAGCCAUGUUGAAUAUUUUAAACACUAGUUACUAACCCAUUCCCUUUCCUCUUUCUCUUUCUUGCCCAGGAGGUUUUAAAGAACAGAGAGAUACCUUGCCCCCCCCCCCCUUGUUUUUCUUUUAAUAUUAUCUCAAUGUCUAUUGUCUGUUCAUUAAAAGCCCCUCCAUUUUUGGGUAUAACUUAUUCUCAGGAAGAAUAGAAUGUCCUUGGCCUAUUAAAGGUGUUAUCAGCA